This is a messenger RNA of Cololabis saira (Pacific saury), 1630 nucleotides long. RefSeq lists its product as uncharacterized. The coding region runs from base 91 to 1560 and encodes 489 amino acids. The record is from RefSeq and is a predicted model, not a curated record. NCBI's taxonomy places the organism in Eukaryota, Metazoa, Chordata, Actinopteri, Beloniformes, Belonidae. Gene Ontology annotation, molecular function: telomeric repeat DNA binding. The transcript is spliced from 7 exons. Gene Ontology annotation, cellular component: shelterin complex. Gene Ontology annotation, biological process: regulation of telomere maintenance via telomere lengthening; telomere capping.
GAUGUUUGCGUCCUAACAGCGCAUGGAGCUACCGACACAGAUAACGUUUUACAUUGUUUUUUAACGCUACAAGAGACUCAUAUUCCCCAAAUGGAGGUUUUUGGGACAACAAAGAAAAGAAGUGACCCCAGCUUGCCUCUGUCCUCCCUGCGCCUGCUGGUGCCUCCUCUGCAGCUCCUGUCUGCUGCCAUGUGGCAGCUGGCCAAGCAGAAAGACGUGAUGAACUAUGAGAAGCUGCAGGAGUUUGUGACCCUGGUGACGGAGGCAGUUCCCGGUCUGAUCAACCACCGGCAGAGAGCCCAGCUCGUGCUCGGUCUCAGAGCCCGGCUGAUUUUGGAGCUAUGUAAAGGCUCUCCUCGGGGAGACGUUGAUUCUCAAAUGAUCCAGAGUUACUUGGAGAGACUCCCAGUAACCAUUGCCAACACAGAUUGCAUGGAUGCAGAGGUGAAAACAACAGAGACUACUUUCAUUGCACUCGUGCGGAGCCUGCUGAAAGAUCCAGUUGAGAGGGCUUAUUUCUUUCAGGAGGUUUUCCCAGUGGAAUAUGGUCCACAAUAUGACACAGCGCUGCACGUGUUAAUGUGGGAGCUUCUCACCAAGCUGGAGAAGCUGCUUCCAGUACCAGACCUGAAACAGACUGCUGCUUGGAUCACCUCCGCUGCUUCUGCUUUUGAUGAACGCGUUCAGUUGUCACCUGAGGAGCUGAGUUUAAUCUUCAAGCACUAUAAAAGCUCCGGACUUCUGAAAACGACAUAUGGGCCCUCUUCCACCAUUGGUAGCUGCAUCAUGUCUGCUUUGUCAGUUCCUCCCUCACAAAAGACAAGUAUACAAAUGGGACUGGAAUCUAUCCAUAACUACGCCAACACGCCGAACCCAGUCACUCUUUCUGGGACGGACCAGUACAGCGUUGUGGCCAUCUACACCGAAGUGGAGGUCAGAGCGGCUGAGGUGGGCGAGGACACGAGGGAGCCGGCUGAGGUUCAGCUUCAGACAGGUUUCUAUGAAGAAGAGAUCGUGACUGGGAGUGCAGAAAACACCGGGAGUGAAGAGUGUACCGCUUUGAGGACCGAGGAAACGGGGGAACACGUGGGCGUUGCCAAAGCUUUGGAGACUCUGACCAAAACAUUUGCUUUAAAGAAAGACAGCCGGGGUCAAGAUGAAAUAACGGCAAACUGUAACGACCCACCCCCCUGUGGUGAGUUCGGGUCAGGAAACGGACCAGAUGAAGGACAGACCAGUGAAACCAGUGACCAAAGUGAAGGAAAACGAGAAGGAGUUGUGCAAGACUCCCCGCCUGAAACCACAGAAACUACAGACUCUUCUGCAGAAGCGGAAGAUAACUGUGAAUCGAUUUCUGUCAAAGAAAUUACAAAUGUUUCCAGUGAAGCUGGAACGGAGCAGUCGGACUCCUCAGCGAACGUGCGCAGAUCCUCACGUAACCAGACGAAGACUUCAGUGGGUCAGGAGAUCUGCCAGGUCAAGGAGACGGCAAGAGAAACCAGCAAAGAGACACAAAUGUACAAAAAACAUCUUGAAUGUUCUUUUCUGAAAUCAUUUUAAAAACUACUUCACCACAUAUUUCAGUAAUGGUAAAAAAGUAAUAUUAAUACAAGUGAUAGUAAUAAUUUAC